AUGAACAGUCGACAGAGGAGACUGGCAUGUAGGCAGCAAGAACGCCUACGGCGUCGGCAAAUGGGGGAAGAGCAGCAAGUGCCUAGGUUUCAGGAGGAAGAUGUACUAGUGGUGCAGAAUGUGGUUAAAGUUCAUUAUUUUGGCGGCGGAGAAGAUGGGCAUACAUCCAACCAAUGUUCUGAGUUAGCCCAGAGACAGCAGAAUGGGGUACUACAGGCAGAACGGGAUCAAUUACAGUCUAACCAGCAGAGGGGGUCAUUUGUUACUUUUAGGGGUACUUGCUAUACUUGUGGAGAGUAUGGUCACACUUCUAAGCAGUGUCCUAGACGAGGAGGUAUCGGGCCGCCCCAGCAGGAGGGUAUCGAACCACAAGGAGGAUGA
This is a messenger RNA of Cornus florida, 381 nucleotides long. RefSeq lists its product as uncharacterized. Bases 1 to 381 code for a protein of 126 amino acids. NCBI's taxonomy places the organism in Eukaryota, Viridiplantae, Streptophyta, Magnoliopsida, Cornales, Cornaceae. Gene Ontology annotation, molecular function: nucleic acid binding; zinc ion binding. The record is from RefSeq and is a predicted model, not a curated record. The transcript has 2 exons.